GCAACAGCCACAACAACUAGCAACAGCAGCUCACAUCUUUUGGUUCCUUUCUCACUGCAUACGUUGCGCAUCUUAGACAUCUGAUUUUUCGUCAUCAUGUCUACAGAAACAGCUCAAGACAUGUCCGACGAGGUCAUCCCUAUACCAUACGUCGCAGGCGCCUCUCUACGCCUUGAAAUCACCCAAAACUACCAAGACUUACCCUUACCCCGAGUGACUACGGCAUCCAUCACUAGGGUACUCGAUAUCACCAUGUCUUCGGUGAUGUGCGUUACUAUUACCCUGGACUCAGGCCAAGACGUUCAGGCAGUCCUGAAACUGUACGAUCGUCGGUUCGGUGUCGAUCUUCGCGACUACAGAAUGGUACAUCUGCCUCUUACAACUAAAAGGGAAGCGUUGUUUGAGUCCUUUGUAAGGCGAAACGCUAUUGGCCCUUUUCUCACACAGCUAGCCAAAGACCAGGAAGGGAGACUUCUGCCUAUUAAACCUCAUCACCACCUCGACGACGAGAACGUCGAGGGCAAUGAAAAGUACGAAGCGGCUCUGUGGAAAGAUUGUGAUGACAUGUUUCACUGCGAGACUAAGGCCUAUGAGUUGCUGAAAGAUCUUCAAGGUGCCGGAGUACCACGUUUGCUGGCCACCGUCCGCCUAGCAGACACAAGCUCUAUCAUACCAUCGGAUCUCAUCGACGGACCUGAUGCCAAGUACUGGGACGUUAAUGGCAUUCUCCUCCAGUACAUUCCUGGAAUUAAUCUGAUCAAUCUCGACAGCUCAUCAAUAGACGUCAAGGAAUGGCCGAUAUUGGUACAGCGUUCUGUGGAUUUGGUUCACAAAAUCAACGAAUACGGCGUGGUUAUGAUGGACUGUUCCACACGCAACGUGAUUGUGGAUCAAGAGUCGCAUCAACCUUUUGUUAUCGAUUUCGCGCAGUGUUGGUUCAAGCAUGAAAUGAAAAUGUGGGAGCCUAGCAACGAACAGGACGAUGAGGACGAUGAGGACGAUGAGGACGAUGAAGACGAUGAGGAGGAGGAGAGUGAGGAGAAAAUGGCUAAAAAUGAAGAAGAUGAAGGAAAAGAGACUGAGGAGAGAGAGAAUGAAAGGAAAGAGAACGAAGAGAAGGAGGGCGAGGAAAAAGAGACUAAAGAGAAAGAAGAUGAAGAGAAGGAGGGCGAAGAGAAGGAGGACGAAGAGAAAAAGGACGAAGAGAAAGAGGAUGAGGACAGCGAGAUUGACCUAGAAGAUGAGUACUGGUAUCGAGUAAGGUCUACAGACAAUCCUGGUGCUAUCGGAUAUGUUAUGAGAACGCGACUACAGAGAGAAAAGGGUGUCAAGAUCAAGGUCCAAUUCCCAGAUAUCUAUGAGAGACCGCUAAAAUAAGAUAAUCAAGGGAGUAGCUAUUCAGCACUCCAAGUUGACUAUCUAGAACCCCUGCGACUACUUGAAGUUUGAGUAUUGAAUUGAUGUGAAAGAAAGCUGUUUACCGUGUUUACUGCUAUAGGAAUUUAGCUGCUAGUGCG
Messenger RNA from Trichoderma harzianum CBS 226.95, 1517 nucleotides. RefSeq lists its product as hypothetical. Lineage: Eukaryota; Fungi; Ascomycota; Sordariomycetes; Hypocreales; Hypocreaceae. The record is from RefSeq and is a predicted model, not a curated record. The transcript is spliced from 2 exons. The coding region runs from base 97 to 1377 and encodes 426 amino acids.